AUGGCACAGCUCGGGGUGCGUGGCUGCACAGAACUGUGUUCAGGCAGCGCGGAGUCAGAGGAUGUGGUAAUAGAACCCCCUCCCCUGCGGUGCAGGAAGCUCAGUAACCCUGAUAUCUUUUCAUCCACUGGGAAAACUAAACUCCAUCGUCAGCUAAGUCAAGAUGACUGCAAACUACGGAGGGGUAGCUUGGCCAGUUCUUUGUCUGGAAAGCAGCUGCUUCCUUUAUCAAACAGCGUGCACAGUGGAGUGGGACAGUCGGUAUGGCAGCCGUAUGGAGAUACCUCAAACCUGGUCCGUAUGAGAAACCAGUCCCUCGGACAGUCUGCCCCCUCUCUGACUGCUGGAUUGUUCCGAGUUGUUGAUUCCUGCAGUGUCUUUAUAGUGCUUUGGCUGGCAGAGGACAUCCUUACACUUCCCAUGGGCCAGGAGCCUAUCUUCUGCCAACUUCACCUGGAUUUCAAAUAGAUGCACCCAACUUUGCUAGGACAUUUAGUGUUAUAUGUUAAAGGUGCAGCAGC
Molecule: messenger RNA, 521 nt
Organism: Alligator sinensis (Chinese alligator)
Lineage: Eukaryota; Metazoa; Chordata; Crocodylia; Alligatoridae
Product: microtubule-associated serine/threonine-protein kinase 2-like
Exons: 4
Coding region: 1-468 (155 amino acids)
Source: RefSeq, a predicted model, not a curated record